Oncorhynchus keta (chum salmon) is the source of this 2714-nucleotide messenger RNA. RefSeq names its product G-protein coupled receptor 4-like. Lineage: Eukaryota; Metazoa; Chordata; Actinopteri; Salmoniformes; Salmonidae. The transcript has 2 exons. The coding region runs from base 719 to 1723 and encodes 334 amino acids. Gene Ontology annotation, cellular component: membrane. The record is from RefSeq and is a predicted model, not a curated record. Gene Ontology annotation, biological process: negative regulation of G2/M transition of mitotic cell cycle; G protein-coupled receptor signaling pathway; G1/S transition of mitotic cell cycle. Gene Ontology annotation, molecular function: G protein-coupled receptor activity.
CAGAAGUGAUUUAAAAGUGUAGCUGAAGGAAUGAUAAAGCUUUUGUCAACGUCUUCCUCUAAGAUGGAGUUAAGACAUUCACUAAAAGUUAGUGCACAGAGUUUCGCUGUAUUUUUUGGAAGAUGAGACAUUCUCUCAAAUUGAUCGGUGAGUCCUUCAGGUCUCAGUUCAAAUCGCCUCACAGAUGCAGGUGCGUGCUUUUUAAAUAUUCUACCUAAAGAUUGCGCUGACAAGUUUAAUUUUAAUUCGGUUCUAAAAGAACUGCCCUCCCCCAUCCCAACACGCCCUUUUCCCUGUUGCUCUGGCCCCAGGAUGACAGUGGUAAAAAGAAGGAUGACUAGCCCAUAGCAGUGUGUCAGCCUUACUAAACGAUUAGACUAAAGAGGCCUGGGAAUGUAGCCAGUGACUGGUUCAAUGAUCGAAGACAUGCUAAUUGCUCCCACGGGGGCUUAUAGGGCGAAACAGAGGGCGGAUUCUGAGAACUGUGGAAAUGUGGAGGAGAACAGUCUUCUGAUUUGAGAAAGAAGAGGACAUUUUUCUCAAGAUGUAAACAAGUUGUGCUUCGAGACCGUUGGGACACGAGGCUGACUGUAACCUGGGGAGGGGCUGACAUUUUGCUGUCACUGGACGUCUGAGAGUCCACGCCUGUGUGUUUGGUGAAGAGAACGUUAGCAUACUGCUGGAUGGAUGAACUACUCCAGUUUGGACCUAAACAAAGAUGGAGAAACAGAUGGAUAAAACAAACUUUACUUGCGUGACAAUCUCUCAAAGCCCUAUCAGUGACUUCCUGAUGGGCAUCUACAUCCUGGCCUUCAUCCUGGGAUUGGCCUUUAACCUCUUGACCCUUGGCCCCAUCGUCCAGCAGGUCCGCAGCCAGAACGUCCUUGGGGUAUUCCUGCUCAACCUGUCCCUGUCUGACAUACUCUAUAUCCUCACCAUGCCUCUCUGGAUCAACUACUACCACCAGGACCACCACUGGAGCCUGGGCAGCCUCUCCUGCAGCGUGGCUGGCUUCUUCUACUACUCCAACAUGUACCUUAGCAUCUACCUGCUGUGCUGCAUCUCUGUGGACCGCUGCCUGGCCGUCACCUACCCCCUGAGGACCAAGGCCUUCCGCAGCAUACGCUACGCCUGGGUGCUGUGUCUGGUUGUGUGCGUGGCUGUCAUGUCCGCACACGGCCUGGUGCUGUUCAAGGACAACCUGCAGGACGCCCACGACGACACGCAGGACCGCUGCUACGAGACCUACCCCAUGCCAAAGCCCGUGGCCCUGUUCAACCUGCUGCGGGUGGGCUUCGGCUUCCUGCUGCCCCUGCUGGUGCUGGGGCUCUGUUACUGGAGAAUCAUGGGCCAGGUGAAGCAGAGCGAGGGGCUGGGGGAGCAGGUUAAGAGGAAGGUACGGCUGCUCUCCUUCGGGGUGAUGGGGAUCUUCUCUGUGUGCUUCGCCCCCUACCACCUCCUCCUGCUGACCCGUUCACUGGCCUACUACUAUAUGGGCGAACAGAGGUACUGUGAGUUUGAGGAGAUCAUGCACUUCCCCUUCUCGUGCACGCUGGCCCUGUCCAGCCUGAACAGUGUGGUGGACCCAGUGCUGUAUGUGCUGAUCAGUAACGGGGUGAGGGAGGACAUGAGACUGUGCUGCUGUGGGAAUAGAAAGAGUCAAAGGGAGAGAGACAGUUCCGUCAUCGCAGUAACAUGGAAGACACAUACAAACAUGAUCUGAUUACAUACAGUGUUUGUGUGCAGGGUUGGGUGGGUUACUUUCUAAAUGUAAUCAAUUACAGUUACUAGUUACCUGUCUAAAAUUGUAAUCAGUUACGUAACUUUUGAAUUACCCAAACUCCCUUUCUGUUACUUUUGGACGAAAAGGAUCCAUCAAAUUUGGUGUGUAUUCAUAGUGAUCCCUGACUCGCUCAGGUGGAAUAAACGGAUGCUUUUUCAAUACUGAAUUGAAUACCAUUGAGAAAACAACAUCCUUUCUGAAUUAAAAAAUAAUCUAAAAAGUAAUCAUCUAGUUUUUCAAAAGUAUCUGUAAUCUGAUUACAAUAUUCUUGCUGGUAACGUAACUGAAUACAGUUAGUUUUUUUUGUAAUCAGAUUACAUGUAACUGUGAGCGUGUCUGUUGUAUUUAUGCCCUUCCUCUACUGCAGUAAAUCCCUUCCGUGCACAUUGUAAAAAAAAAGGACAGCAUGUUUGGCAGUGGGACUUCAAUAACAUGUUCUUUCAUAUCAACCCACUUCCAUGGACAAUCAGUCAAUCAGGUUGUCCUUAAAAUGUUCAAAGAAAAGGACUGCAGCCUUUGUGUAGUUUUUCUAAUAUCCUGCUUGGUGAUGAGGAUGGAUAUUCAUUCAUAUGCAUCAUGUUCUUUUUAAUUGGAGCUUUCUCUUAAUGCCUGUCCUCAUUGGUAUGGAAAAUCCUUUCAAAGGCUGUCUGUUCUGGCUUUAUGUUACAGGGUCGUUCCGCUUGAAGGACCCUUGUAUCUCUUCAGGUCUGCCAGAGGUUUUUGUUGAUAUACGCUUGGUUUACAAAUGAACCUUUUAUAUUCUAAUUUGCCUGCUUUGUGGACCGACAAAUGAGAACAUUGUUCAAUUUCGUAUUUAUCCUAAACAAAAUCUAUGUAGUAAACAAUGCUGGUGUUGAAAUCCCAGAAAAUACAGUACGGGACAAUGAAGACAUGUUGACAAUGUUCAUCCAAUAAACAAAAAAGGAAGCUA